Molecule: messenger RNA, 1959 nt
Organism: Symbiodinium sp. CCMP2592
Lineage: Eukaryota; Dinophyceae; Suessiales; Symbiodiniaceae
Source: the annotation of a GenBank genome assembly
AUGGUCAUAAGGCUCGCCGUGCUCCUGGGGGCCGCCCAGCUCUGCCGCGUUGGCGGCGUAGAGAGAGCUGACGCUCUCACGCCGUCUGAGGCGGCGGUCCCUAUCUCGGAGGAUGACGAAUGCUCUGAUGGAUCUGAAGCGGAAACAUGUGCUCUGAACGCAUUGCAGAGGGCAGGUAUGAGGAAGGAGUACCAAGACGAGCUACUUCAAAGUGAAGAAGCAUCCGGCGAUGCUAGCAUUCUCUCAUGGAAAGGAGCCCGAGAGACCGGCAGUUCCUGUUUCUGGACCAACUGUGACGAAGUUUCUCUUGGCCCGACAGAAUGCCAUCACUUUAGAUGCAUCUGCCGGGAGAACUAUUACUACAACAAGGAAGCAGACAAAUGCACGCCAGUCCCCGAUAACGUCGAGGGUCAUGACACCGGUGGCAGAUGCCAUUUCUUCAGCUGUGCGGCCAGUCGUGGAUUGACUCAGUGCGUGGCUGGCAAAUGCCUGUGCAUUGCGGGAUACACGGCCGAGAACGGAGUAUGCAAGGCAAAAGAAGGCUUCAGCGAGUUGCCUGGCGGCGAUGUUUGUGGCACGCCCAAGAUGGAUGACCUUUGCUGGAAAGCCGUGGACUGGGCGAUGCAUGACAACAUCUACGCCAAUCCCAAGCAGUAUGCUGGUCUUCAUGCAGGAGCAUCCAGCUUUCAGGAGUUUCAGCAGUUUGUACACGAGGUGGACAGGGUCACCUGUCCCAAACCAUGUCCUGUGAACUACGAGCACUUCGAGACGCCCAAAGUGCUCGAUCCUGCGUAUCAAACGAUGAAGGGUGUGUCGUAUGGGCCAGCGCCCGUGAAGAAGGCGGGGUCCCCCAUCAACGGUGACGAUUACAUGGCAGACAUCACCGGAGCGAUGUGGGCCGAUUGGGGCCGCGGCGACCUGGAACUGAUCAAGCAGUUGGGAGGAAACACCAUCCGAAUGUAUGGCAACGAUGCAAACACGAGCCACAGGGCCUUCCUGGACCUGGCAUAUGAGAAGGGGAUUGAUGUCGUUGCAGGAAUGAGCGACUUUGGCUUCACACAGGGCCCGGACAACUGCUUGAUCAACGACUGGUACUGCUUCGAUGAGGCAUAUUUCUACUUUCACAAGAACCUCUUGAUGGGUUUCGCCAUCGACUCGUUCAAGCGCUACCAUCCUGCUCUGAAAGCCUUGAUCUUGGCGAACGAACCAGACUUGAAGGUGCAUCCACGAAGUCUGACCUGCAGAGCGAUGGCAUCUGUGUUCGACGCAAUCUUGGAAGCUGAGAAGGACGUGGGUGUAACUGGCAACCCCAUCGCAUUGACCAUCACAUGGUCGUUUGCUCUCUUCCCAGACGCGAACGUUCACCCCAAUGCUCCUGCUUUGGGGCAAAUGGAGGAGUUCUGGGCCUGUCUGCAGAAGGGUACCGAGAAGGAGCCCAUCAACUACACGCCCAGGAAUGAUCUGGUGAAGGCUUUUCGCACGCGAUUUGUUCACAGCUUCAACACGGCCAACAAAGCCAGAGAGGUGGCGGACAUGAUGUUGAACAAGUAUGCUCAAAGCAGUUUCUGGACUCCGACGUUGAAGGUUCCUGUCUUCAUAGGUGAGUAUCACAGCGUGCACGGCAACAUGGAGGAGGACCUCACAGAAGCCGUGCAGUUGGCGAAGUCUCCGAGAUAUCCGUACUUCAUGGGCUAUUCUUUCUUUGAGUUCAGCCGGAGCUACUGGAAAGGAGGUCCUGAGAUGGAGUUUGGCAUGUUCGGCUAUGGCGAUUGUCCACUGAUGGACAUGAACUACACUGGCAACACAUACACCAUCUGGAAUCUGAUUCCACUCAAGGAUCGGCGUGGCAAUUCACUGCCGUCUGCACUUCGAAAGGCCUUUGCGCAGGACAGUUCUCUUCCCAAGAUACUCUCGCACGAGCACAUCCAGUGCAAAGAAUCCACUGCGGGCGUGCCAUAA